This is a messenger RNA of Aphanomyces invadans, 1072 nucleotides long. RefSeq lists its product as hypothetical. The transcript is spliced from 4 exons. Gene Ontology annotation, biological process: DNA repair; regulation of transcription by RNA polymerase II; regulation of cyclin-dependent protein serine/threonine kinase activity. The record is from RefSeq and is a predicted model, not a curated record. NCBI's taxonomy places the organism in Eukaryota, Oomycota, Saprolegniomycetes, Saprolegniales, Verrucalvaceae. The coding region runs from base 13 to 936 and encodes 307 amino acids. Gene Ontology annotation, cellular component: transcription factor TFIIH holo complex.
UCUUGAUCGACCAUGCUUGUGGAGGAUGACUUCGCCGCGCGAUGCUGUGUCUGCCGGACGGCGCUCGAAGACGACGCAAACGUGCUGAACACGACGAUGAAGAUGCGUAUCUCCAAGUGCGGCCAUCGCUACUGCGAUCGGUGCGUGAAGCUCGAGUUUCAAAACCACAGAGAAAUCACCUGCGCCAAACCAGGAUGCGGGAAGCUCGUGAAGAAGUCGCAACUGCAGGAAAAGACCAAGGAAGAGCAGGACUUUAACAAAGAUGUCACGAUUCGGAAGAAGGUCCUGAAGACGUACAACAAGACCGGGGAAGAUUUCAACUCACUGGACGAGUACAAUGCGUAUUUGGAAGACGUUGAGGCCUUGAUUUUCGACCUCCUCAGUGAAGACGAUGCAGUCAAAGAUGCGGCAAAUGCCAAAUGGAAGCAAUACAAGCAAGAGAAUUCGCUUCUUAUCAACGCGAACGAAGCCAAGAAGGCUGAGGAAGAGCGACGCAUUCUGCAUGUCAUCGAGGAGCAGCGCCGUGUUGCCGACGACCGCCGCCGAGUCCAGCAACAAGAAGACAACAAGUUCCUGAUGGACGUGCAGCGGCAUAAAGCACAACUCAUGGAGGUCGCACUGGGGGAACGCGAUGAAAAGGAUGUCGAAGCGGUUGUGAACCCCACGACUGCCAUCCCUAUUGACCAGCCGCUCAGCGCCGAGAUGGAAGCAGCCAUGAUCGGGUUUCAGCCAGGUUUCUUUGGCGGCGGGCCGCAACCCGUGCCUGUCCACGGCGGGAAGAAGGGCCAUGGCGCUGCCGACUCGAAACAACUGCGUGCACUGCAGCAGCGCGCUGGAGGGUACGACCCACAAACGUCCACAAAUCGGAACGUCGACGAAGCUUGGACUGGUCUCCUUAUCCAGAUUGGCGGGUCAAAGCAAACGACACCUGAGUGAGUGACUACGGCGUCGAGGUCGCCAGAUCUCGGUUGCCAUUACGAUUUCCAGCUACUAAGCGUAAUGAGGGCACCGGCCUAUAAGUUGGACCUCUCAAUGCACUGCUGAGGUUGAGUUCGCAGCUGACGUGUUCACG